Molecule: messenger RNA, 2617 nt
Organism: Coregonus sp. 'balchen'
Lineage: Eukaryota; Metazoa; Chordata; Actinopteri; Salmoniformes; Salmonidae
Source: the annotation of a GenBank genome assembly
UUCCACAUCAAACAAAGAGAUGAACGAGGUAAGCCUUUUUAAAUGUUGUUAAAUUAAUAUGAUUCAAUUAAUAUGAUUUAAACACUGUUUUCAACAGAAAAAAAUUUGUAAAAUGAUGAAUGGCCUUUCUGUUAUUGUAUCAAUGUGUAGACAAUAAAAGCAGAAUAAGCCUUAAGUUCAAGAACGUCAUCAGAGGUGAAUGUGCCACAGUGCAGGAGUACAACUCUCUCCCUGGAGAACACGACCGCUACACUGAGCCCCUGAUCAUCCAGAAACACCGUCAGCAGAGAGAGAGAGAGGAGGAGAUCCGCUCCAGAGGACAGAACUUUUAUCAAGUCAUGGGCCAGAGGGACAGCAAGGCCUACAAGAGCACCAAAGUGGAGAGGCUGUUUGACCCAGACGAGCAUGGAGACAUUCAGAGAACUGUUAUACUGCAGGGCCACUCUGGGACAGGCAAGUCAUUUACCACACAGAAGAUCAUGUCUGACUGGGCACGUGAGAGACUUUAUCAAGACCGAUUGGACUUUGUUUUUCACCUGAGGUGCAAAGAGCUAAACCAGGCCACUGGAAAUAAAAGUGUGAUGGAUCUGCUGAACUAUGAUCAGAGUUUAUCAUCAAUGAUCAAGCAGGUCCUUCGCCAGUCUCCUGAGAGGGUUCUCUUCCUGGUAGACGGCUUUGAUGAGCUCAAAUUCCCGCUUGAUGUACCGAAAGACUCCCUUCCCAGGGACCCGUGGACACAGUGCUCCCCCGAAGAGACACUGAGUGGCCUGAUACGAAAGCAGAUCUUACCCCGAGUCCUUCCUGCUUGUCACCACCAGGUCCACAGCGCUGGACAAACUGAAUGGAGUGGUCAAAAAAUCCAGUGAGAUAUGCUGAGAUAGUGGGCUUUUCUAAAGAGGGGGUGGAGGAAUACUUCCAGAGAUUCUUCAAGAAUGAGCAACACUCACAGCAAGCCUAUGACACUGUGAGAAAAAAUGAAACACUUUUCACCGCAUGUUUCAUUCCAGUCAUCUGCUGGAUCAUUUGCACAGUUUAUAGGGAGCAGUUUGAAGAAGGCACAGAGAUGAUCCAAUCGCUGGAGACCACCACCUCCAUCUUUGUUGAAUUUGUUGCCACUCUGUUGAAGCAUCACAGUCAGGAUAUGGGUCAGUCAGCUCCUACUAUCCUCCAAGGACGUGGCAAGCUGGCAGAAAAGGGAAUGGAAGAGCAGCAAGUCUUAUUUGACCAUGAUAGUGUCUCACAGACAGUGUCAGAUCCUUGGACCCAGCUCAAACAUUUUAUUCUUGAAGUCACUGAAAAAGGAAAUGAGGAUCAAAUCGUUAGAUGUUCAAUGCCGUUUUCACAUUUCACUGUCUGUAUGAGCUCCAUGCAGAUGAUUUUGUUAAGGAAGCCAUGAAAACAUACACAGACAUUCAUCUGACCGGGACUCCCCUGACAAACACAGACUGUUGGGUGUUGAUGUAUUGUCUUCAGCACUGCAAUUCCAUUGAAAGUAUUGGUCUGAGUGGGUGCAACUUAACUGCAGAGAACAUGAAAAUACUUUUACCAGGGUUGCGAAAAUGUAAAGAUCUUGUGUGAGUAUUCUUGCAUUUCCCUUUCUCACCCAAGAAUAAUGUAAACUGAUUUAAUUUAGUAUAAUGUUUCUCUUGCAAUCUCAUAAUGUAGCCAAAAUGUUUAGUUUGGACAUGGAUAUUUCUUUUUAAUUUAAACUUUAAUUUAAUUAAUUAUUUCAGACAUUUCAGUCACUCAAUUGGUUGUUUUUGGGACACUGUUUGUAGGUUGCAGGUGGACGACCUAGCCGAUGAUGAUUUAGAUGAUCUGCUGACAGCGCUGGGAGAGGGAAAGAGUUUGGAGCUGGAGUAAGAAUCACAUGAUAUUUUCAAUAUAAUUACCACCAACAGUCUUUUAGUUUAGUAUAUCUCUAUAGCAACAUCAACAACCUCAGCUCAGUUAAUACAAAUUAUAUGAAUGAUAAUUUCUCAAUAACAUUUCUACCAUCAGUCUACUACUUUGAAACAACAUUAUUCAAACCACACUAGUCUGUUAUUAGUGCUGGUUCACACAAACCUUCAACAAAGAACAUCCUUCAUUAAGUUUGAUAACCAGAUUAAUAUAUUUGUUUGAUAAAGAUAUAUUGCAUUUAGAAGGAAUGUUUCUGUUACCCUCUGGAUGUUUUUAGAAGGAAUGUUUCUUGUUACUCUCUGGAUGUUUUUAGAAGGAAUGUUUCUUGUUACUCUGGAUGUUUUUAGAAGGAAUGUUUCUUGUUACUCUCUGGAUGUUUUUAGAAGGAAUGUUUCUUGUUACUCUCUGGAUGUUUUUAGAAGGAAUGUUUCUUGUUACUCUCUGGAUGUUUUUAGAAGGAAUGUUUCUUGUUACUCUCUGGAUGUUUUUAGAAGGAAUGUUUCUUGUUACUCUCUGGAUGUUUUUAGAGGGACUGUUUAUGUUGCUCUCUUUUCAAAGGGUGUUUUCUGUACCUAACUCCAAUUUGUCUGUAUUUUUCAGUCUGACUGAGAACAACUUCUCUGAUGAGAAAGUGCAGGACUUGUUUGUUGCUCUCACUAAACACAAACCCAGAAACAUUGAAAGUAAUACAUCACCAGUAAUACAGCAGACAAAU